This is a messenger RNA of Haliotis rufescens (red abalone), 694 nucleotides long. RefSeq lists its product as uncharacterized. Bases 27 to 602 code for a protein of 191 amino acids. The record is from RefSeq and is a predicted model, not a curated record. The transcript is spliced from 5 exons. NCBI's taxonomy places the organism in Eukaryota, Metazoa, Mollusca, Gastropoda, Lepetellida, Haliotidae.
AUCAGGGAGUUCGGACAUUUUGAAAAAUGAAUUCUCUUCUUCUUGCUACAGCUCUUGCUUGCCUGGGUCAUGUUGUUUUGGCUCAAACAAGUCCUGCGGCGAGCAUAAAGGCCUCAUGGACUCGGGUCGUGACUCCAACCGUAACAGCAAAGGAAAGAGCCGUUAUAGACGACGCUGCCCAGACCAUCAAAUUCGUCGCUCCAUCCAGGGCUCUGGCAUCUGUCGGUCUGAAAAGCAACGCCGAGUAUAUUGAAUACAACACGGAAAUGUUUGCUGUGAAACUUUUCGAUCGGCCGGUUAAGACUUGUUUCAUUUUCAACGGUACCAACGUGCUUGAUACAUUCUCCGCCACAAGUGCUGACUUGCAAGCCCGAGUUCAAGUGAAUCCAGUGAUGGAGAAGCAGUUUAUGACCCUGACAACGCCAAUGGACGCAGCAAGUCAGGCCACCUUGAUCACGGCCAAUCCAUUCAUCGCAACAGAAUGUGCAGCUGACACCUACAUUGACACGACAGAGUUGUCUGCAGGGUCCACUGCUCCCGCUAACAGUGAAGUUGUGACGUUCCCGACGCUGUGGGGCAAACUAACGCUGUACAUCCUGUAGGCAGCUGGUUCCGCCCUCAUCUGCCUCGUGGUUUUGGAAAAUAUCCCUUCAUGAUGUGUACUAAUGAACAUAAUAAAAUAUCUGAGUACGUU